Quercus lobata is the source of this 1833-nucleotide messenger RNA. RefSeq names its product cytochrome P450 CYP82D47-like. The transcript has 2 exons. The record is from RefSeq and is a predicted model, not a curated record. NCBI's taxonomy places the organism in Eukaryota, Viridiplantae, Streptophyta, Magnoliopsida, Fagales, Fagaceae. Bases 35 to 1609 code for a protein of 524 amino acids. Gene Ontology annotation, molecular function: iron ion binding; heme binding; monooxygenase activity.
GUAUCCAGAGGAGUCCCUGCAACUUUAUCCUAAAAUGGAUUUUCUUCCACUGUCCCUAAAUUCUGCUACCAUAGCUGGACUUUUAGCCAUAAUUCUUUUCUCCUACUAUCUUCUAAAGAGGUCCAGAGUUGGCCUAGCCAAAACAGCACCAAUUCCUGCUGGUGCAUGGCCUGUAAUUGGUCACCUUCCUCUGUUGGGAGCAACUCAGACUCCCCACAUCACUUUGGGAGCCAUGGCCGACAAGUAUGGACCACUUUUUACAAUCAAGCUUGGAUUGCACCCUGCUUUGGUGUUGAGCAGUUGGGAGAUGGCUAAGGAGUGCUUCACCACCAAUGACUUGGCUGUGUCCUCGCGGCCCAAACUAGUUGCCAUAAAACACUUGUGCUAUAACUACGCUGUGUUUGCCUUUGCACCCCAUGGUCCCUAUUGGCGUGAAUUGCGUAAAAUAACCACUUUAGAGCUACUAUCUAAUCGCCGGCUUGAGAUGCUUUCCCACAUUAGAGUCUCCGAAGUUGAGAACGGUAUAAAAGAUUUAUACAAACUUUGGUUCAAGAAAAAGAACGGGUCAGGCUUGAUUUUGGUGGAGUUGAAGCAGUGGUUUGGGGAUAUGAACCUCAACGUGAUUCUUAAGAUGAUUGCUGGAAAGAGGUACUUUGGUACUAGUGAUGGGGUUAAUGAAGAAGAGGCUCGGCGUUGCCAAAAGGCCUUGGGGGACUUCAUUCAUCUUUUGGGGCUGUUUGUGGUGUCCGAUGCUAUUCCUUUCCUUGGGUGGUUAGAUUUGGGUGGACAUGAAAAGGCCAUGAAGAAAACUGCAAAGGAAUUGGAUGGAAUUCUUGGGGAAUGGUUGGAAGAGCAUAAGCGAAAGAGAGCUUCAUCUGAGAAUAAAGGGGAGGAAGAUUUCAUGGACAUAAUGCUCUCUGUCCUUGAUGGUGCUGAGAUUGAAGGUUACGAUGCUGAUACAAUCAACAAAGCCACAUGUUUGAGUAUGAUUGCUGGAGGCAGUGACACUAGCACAGUUACUCUAGCUUGGACAAUAGCGUUAUUGCUAAACAACCGCCAUGUGUUGAAGAAGGCCCAAGAUGAGCUUGAUGUCCAAGUGGGCAGGGAAAGAAUUGUAAACAAAUCAGACAUUAGUAAGCUAGUCUAUCUCCAAGCCAUAGUUAAAGAGACAUUACGUUUGUAUCCUGCAGGUCGACUAUCAGGACCACGUGAAUUCACUGAGAAUUGCAUUAUAGGUGGUUACCAUGUUCCAAAAGGCACUCGAUUAAUCACAAACAUAUGGAAAAUCCAAACAGAUCCACGCAUUUGGUCAGACCCAUUAGAGUUCAAGCCCGAAAGAUUUCUCACCACCCACAAGAAUGUUGAUGUUAGGGGUCAAAAUUUCGAAUUGCUCCCAUUUGGAAGUGGUAGAAGAGUAUGUCCUGGAAUAUCUUUUGCCCUUCAAAUGGUUCACUUAGCAUUGGCUAGUUUUCUACACAUGUAUGAUAUCUCAAUUCCCUCAAAUGCAAAGGUUGAUAUGGCUGAGACAAUUGGUCUCACAAAUAGCAAAGCCACCCCACUUGAAGUUCUCAUCAGACCUCGCCUACACCUUCCAAGCUUUAUGGAUUAAAGACUACCUAAUAUAGUUCAUGUGCAGGUCUAAGAAUUGUGAUUUGAUCAAAAUUUGCCAUGAUUUGUCUAUACUUUGUUACUGGGUGUGCCAUUUUGCAGGACACCAUGAGUUUGCUAUUGUGAAAUGGAAAUAACAAUGCCUAAUAAUUGGGAGAAAACGGUUAUUUCUCCACCUUCAUUAUGUUGGGUUAUUCAGACAUAAAUAGAUUUGAGUUUUUUCAA